This is a messenger RNA of Yamadazyma jaroonii, 954 nucleotides long. The record is from the annotation of a GenBank genome assembly. NCBI's taxonomy places the organism in Eukaryota, Fungi, Ascomycota, Pichiomycetes, Serinales, Debaryomycetaceae.
AUGAUUCGACAGAUAAGAACACUUAGUAGUUCGAACUUGUUAAGAUUCGAAACUAGGUCAAUAUUAAGUAAAUUAAACCAGAAAGAUGUGGAAUCACCCUCAUCGUUAGCUUCGGAAUCAACUUUACCCCAUAUCGAACAAGAUUUGAAAGUUAGUCCUCGUCAAGCAAAAGCCAAAGCAGCAUUUUUAUCAGAUAAUAAACUUGAAAAGAAAGACUACCAAUUAUCUGGAUUCAGUUCCAAGAUAGGUCAAAUGGUGAUUAAUGUUUUUCAUUUAGAUAUGGACAAGGCUAGAUCAGGUUCAGUAGCAGGUUCAAAAUAUUUUGGUGAAUGUAAAAGACAAGGGUUAUAUUAUCCAAAUGAACCACUUUCAGAUACUGCCAAAUUCUUUUAUCAAACAUUAAAAUUACCAAUGUCUUUCAGUCAGUGGUUCCAAAUUACCACCUUGCAUUAUUGGAUGUUAUCAGUCAGAAUGAGAGCCAUGCCUUUUAAACAUGGAAGAAAUUAUCAACAAAAAUUAAUCGAUAGAAUCUUCAAAGAUAUGGAAUUAAGAAUGAAUGAAGAAUUAGGUAUUAAUUCUAAUAGUGUCAUUGAAAAAUUCUUGAAAGAUUACCAUACCCAAGUUAUAGGAUGUGUUUUCUCCUAUGAUGAAGGUCUCAUGACUGAUGAUAUAACUUUAGCAUCUGCAUUAUGGAGAAAUGUUUUCAAUGGGGAUCCAAAUGUUGAUAUAAGGCAUGUGGAAUCAUUAUUGGGAUAUGUUAGAUCUCAAUUAUAUGUAUUAAAUAAAAUGACUGACAGGGAAUUUGGAUUUGGAGAUUUUGAAUUUGUUUCACCUGAUCAAACUGUCAGACCAUUAACUAAAGCUCAAGAAGAAGAGAUGAAAAAGAAUGUUAGAAUGAAAUAUGAAUCAAUGAAGUUACCUUCCCAAAGAAGUGAAUUAUCAUUGGAUGAAUAG